AGCACACAGACACACUGACACAGGACAGGGCUGAUCGCAAGUAGAUAAGUGUCUGCUUCUGAGAAGAUUCGCUCCGGGAAAAGGGAAAACUGGAUUUAAAGGGCUUUAAAAAAAACAAAAACCCGUCAAAUAUAAUUUUGACAAGAGAGGUCGCGAUCUUUCUGCUUGAAGCGACCACCGGAGGAGUCGGUCAAGUGUGGUGAACUUUGUGCUUUUGAUUUGUUUGCAGUUUGUAACUUUCUCAGGGUGAAUUUAAAUGCACUUCACUGGGCAUUAUUAUUAUUAUUAUUAUUAUUAUAACCCACUGGAUUUGAACAUGUGAGCAGUAAAGGAUUGAUGUAAGGCUUUCUGCGGUAGAUGCUGCGUUUAGGCGCUUUAGGUAAAGUGCACUUCCAAGGUGACUAAUUAGGGAGCGACGUUGAUGUCCCGCUACAAACAGCAGCACAGUACAUACAUAUAGGUGAGACGGUGCAGAAUAAACUAAAAGAAGAGAGCUGGUCGGACUCACAGGCUCACAUAUGAGUGAAGACAACUCACCGACAUUUAUGGAGGGUCCGUUUAUAAAGGGGCUCUCGCUGUAAAACUGAAAAUGGAGCUCUCUCUCUUCCAGGAUGCAAGUUAUAGGAGCGCUUAGUUAGUUUUAUUACAGCUUUUCAUUUGCUCUUUUUUUUUUUACCUCGUAAAGAGACAAUAUUGCGAGAGAAAACCCUCACAAAAAAGACAGAUAACCGUCGUGUUACACCGCCAACCACGAUGGCCUCCAGCUCGCGGGACAGCUGCCUCUGGUUGCUCUGGAGACGGACCCUCCUCGCGCUGUGGCUGUGCGCUCUCGGGGCGCGCGGAGCAGAGGAUGACAGCGCGUUCAACGCAGAGACAUGGCUGAGGAUGUAUGGUUACCUGCCCCAGGCCAGCAGACAGAUGUCAACCAUGCGAUCAGCUCAGAUCCUGUCCAACUCCAUCAGUGACAUGCAGCGGUUCUACGGCCUGGAGGUCACCGGACAGAUGGACUCUGGAACCAUCAGCGCAAUGAAGAAACCCCGCUGCGGUGUGCCUGACAAGUUUGGAGGCCAGAUCAAAACCAACGUGCGGCGGAAACGCUACGCCCUAACCGGACAUAAGUGGAGCAAAGGCCACCUCACGUACAGUAUCCAGAACUACACACCUAAGAUCGGAGAGUAUGAGUCAUACGAAGCCAUCCGGCGAGCCUUUAAAGUCUGGGCGAGCGUCACCCCGUUGACCUUUGACGAAAUCCCCUACCAGGAGAUCAAAUACGGACGCCGCAAGGAGCCCGACAUCAUGAUCUUCUUUGCCUCGGGUUUUCAUGGAGACAGCUCUCCUUUUGAUGGGGAGGGGGGCUUCCUAGCCCAUGCCUACUUCCCUGGACCUGGAAUGGGUGGGGACACACACUUUGACUCAGACGAACCGUGGACCAUUGGAAACCAGAAUUUACAAGGUAACGACCUCUUCCUGGUAGCAGUCCACGAGCUGGGCCAUGCCCUGGGUUUAGAGCAUUCCAACAACCCCCUGGCCAUUAUGGCUCCCUUUUAUCAAUGGAUGGAGACCGAGAACUUCCAGCUGCCCGAGGAUGACCUGCGAGGCAUUCAGCAGAUCUACGGUCAACAAAACAGUGGUCCAACACAGGCCUUGCCCACAGUGACACCCCGUCGCCCGGAGCCCAGGCCACCUCAGAAUCCCCCCAGGCACCCCGACCGCCCCAGAACCACUGACAGACCGGAUCACUAUGGACCCAAUAUCUGCGAAGGCAACUUUGACACUGUUGCCAUGCUCCGAGGAGAGAUGUUUGUUUUCAAGGGUCGUUGGUUCUGGAGGGUUCGCAGGAACAGGGUUCUGGAUAACUACCCGAUGCCCAUCGGUCACUUUUGGAGGGGGCUACCCGGAGACAUAGAUGCUGCCUAUGAAAGACACGACGGCAGAUUCGUCUUCUUUAAAGGAAACAGAUUCUGGGUUUUCCGGGAAGCUAACCUGGAACAAGGCUAUCCACUGGAGCUGGUCGAUUACGGCCGGGAGAUUCCCUACGACCGAAUAGACACAGCCAUCUGGUGGGAGCCAUCGGGGUACACCUACCUCUUCCAAGGAGACAGGUACUGGCGCUUCAGCGAGCAGUCGCGCUCUGCAGACCGAGGCUACCCGAAACCAAUCAGCGUCUGGGGAACGUCAGUGCCCAACACUCCCAAGGGGGCUUUCCUUAGCGAUGACGGAGCUUACACCUACUUCUACAAGGGCUCCAAGUACUGGAAGUUUGACAACCACCGCAUGAAGAGCGAGCCAGGCUACCCCAAGUCCAUCCUGAGGGACUUCAUGGGCUGCAGCGUGGACCAGGACCCGGACAGAGACAGAGACAGAGACAAAGACACGGACACCGACUCAGGACGCAAACAGCCCGACGUGAACCGCCCGCCGUUCAACCCCGACGCGGGACGCGACGGCGACAAAGGCAAAGACCGGGACAGACCGGAUCCCGGCAAAAACGACAGAGAAGGAGGCAAAGGCUCGGACGGCGACAAAGACGAAGACUACCGGGAGGGUCGCGAGGAAGACACCAACGAGGUGGACGUGGUGCUGAAGGUGGACGACAGCGAGGAGCGGACCAUGAACAUCCUUAUGGUGACCAUCCCACUGGUCCUGGUGCUGUGCAUCCUGGGACUCAUCUACGCCAUCAUCAACACGCUGCAGAGCAAAGGAGCGCCGAGGCUGCUGGUGCACUGCAAGCGCUCGCUGCAGGACUGGGUCUGACCCUGGACAUUAGGGGACACCGAACUUUGAACUUCCAAACGGAUCUUAGACACCGCCCCCAACCCUUCCCCGUCCUCCUCUAACCGAACCCUCCUCCCGGUGAUCAUCUGUCUCACGUCUCUGUGCUCAGUGGCUCCUGCAACUCUUAGUACAUGUGAUAGCUGAUCCAUGCAAAUACUGUACUGAUACAGAUACACACACACAUACACACACACACACUAGAAAAAAAGCAUAAUUUAUGUCUUUUACACACAUGAACACACUACCACCUUAACCUCCUCCUGUCUCCCAUGGUGCUCUACAAUGCGUUGACUGUAGUCUAUUUAUAUGAGAGAAGUUUGCACAUUGUUUUUUUUCUUCUUGAUUUGUUUUGGUUCAUUUUUGUGUGACUUUUUACUGUUAUUAUUAUUAUUUCUAAACCAGGAAGGCUGUUCUAUUCUCUGCACUGCCCUCCCUCCCCCACUACCCCCCCCUCCCCCCUCAUCUCAGUAGGGGCUUUUCCCCUCACUGAUAACUUGACAUCUGCUUACGCUCUCACAGUCGCCACCAGUCAAAGAAACGAACAGGGUUCCGAAAACAGAGACAACGAUCAGCGGACAGACCACCAAGAUUUUACACCCCUCUAUCUCCUCCAUCUCUUUCCUUUUUUUUCCUCCGCGGUACAGUUUGAUUUUGGGUGGCUGUUGAGUUUGAGAGAAACAGGUUUUGGUCACAACAGACAUUUCACUGGAGUUUACUUAAGGAGUUAUCUAGAAGUUUAGUCUUAGACCCUCCGUUUGUGUCCGUCUGAUGAUUAACAAGCUGUGGUUAAGAAGUCUGAAGGUUGGAUUAGAGAUUAGUUUGCUUUGAAAGGGUAAUUUGUUACAACUUGGGAUCUUAUUUUUGGAGUCACAUUUGUUCUCAAGUUCAUUUCUGAAAUCGGGGAAAGCCGCGACAUCGCUACAAAGACGAUUAGACGAAUUUUAAACAAUCUUCCAGGUUGUUGAAACUUAUUUGAAAGAGAAAACAAAGAGAAACUGUAAAUUAGUAGUAGUAGUAGUGAUUUAUACUGGCCAAACUAUAGAAAUGGUGGCUAAAUCAAUGAAAUUCAGACCCAAGUCGUAAUAAAUCGUAAUUAUCUUUUUAAAUUCAGACUCAUUUUCCUAUUUUCUUUCUCUAUCUUGUGGACAAUAGCACUACCUUGUCUUUUUCCCUUAUUUGGAAUCCAUUUAAAGAGCUCUUUGGCCGAUAAGGGUAAACAGACUUUAAAAGGAACCUCACCCUUAACUUUGGUUUUAUGUGGCUAAUUCUCUGAGUGCCUCCUCUCUGUCAGCAAUAAGACCUUUUCCUUUGUGCUGCAGAGGAAACAGACUAAUGGUUAAUUUACAAAGUCAGCUCACUGUGAAAUAACACAGAGAAGAGAGCGUUCAUUGCGCCCGUGUGUUUGACAUGAAACAAGGGGGGAGGUGGAGGGGACGGGGGUGGGGGGGCGAUCAAAGCGAAGCCAAGGCCUUAAAGUUCAGAACAGGAUGUAACACAGCAAGUGCACAGCUAACGUACCGUGCAGUUUCUAAUGCACUUCUUUUUUUAUUGCUCGUAUUUUUAGUUUAAAGGACAUUUUGAGAAACCUCACCGAUGACCCCUGUGCCUUUCUGUUGUAAAGCUCUAAAGCGGCAGGGUGGGCUCGGGCCACUAGAUAGAUGGCGGCUCAUGUGAACACGGUCUAAUCCUCUUCAUUAAAAAACAGCAGGUGUGUGCAAAUGCUGUUAACCUCCCCCGACCCCUAAACUAAACCUUGAACUCCCAGAACCAAAACAUUCUCCACUUCCUUUUCAUGUUAUAAGAACACAGAUAUGACAGAAGGGCAUGUGUACGGAGAAGGUAAAGGACCAUACCAGUGUUUUUUUUUUUUUAACUACAAAUCAUUUUAGACUUUUGCAGUGGUGGAAGAAGUGUUCAGAUCCCUUAAAUGCUAUUUAAAAAUGCUAUUUAAAAAAUGUACUUAGUAAAAGUACAUAAGAUUUAGCAGCAAAAUAUACUUUAAAUACUAAGCUAAAAGUACCAAUUUCAUCCCUCUGACUGAUAUAUUAUUAUAUAUGACAUCAUUAGAUUAUUAAUAGUGAAGCAUCAGUGUUAGAGCAGCAUGUUACUGUUGUAGCUGCUGGAGGUGGAGCUAGUUUACACUACUUGAUAUACAGUUAAAUAGUUUAGUCCAGUUCCCAACCUAGGUGUCAGGCCCUUAGAAGGGGUCACGAGAUAAAUCUGAGGGGUCCUGAGAUGAUUAAUGACCAUCAAAUAUUCAUCUAGUCUUCUAGUAACUAAAGUUGUCAGAUAAAUUUAGUGAAGUAGAAAAGAAGUAGUAAAAGAACCUCCAAAUUUAACUUAACUACAAUACUUGAGUCAAUGUACUUUUUUUCAUUUUUGUAUGUAUUUUUCCUACCAUACCCAUCAACCAUUGUUUUCCAUUCAUUUAAAUACAAUAUGAAAAUCAAUUAGUAGAUUCUACCACAAACAAAUCAAUUACACGACUUUAGUUUAAAGAAUCUGCUUAUUGAUUUGCAUACUGUACGGUAAUGCAUGGAAACCAAUGGUUGCCUUUGAAAAACAGCUUCCAAAAUACUAAUACAUAACAGGAUAAUUAGCAUAAUGGUUGGCUUCUUGAAUUGUAUACUGGAAUUGUAGUAAAGAGGCUAAAACAUGCAGAACCACUAUUAUGAUUAUGCAAAAAAAAAAAAAAAAAAGCAAUAUAAUUUGACCUGACUUUUGUGGAAGGAGCAGUGUUAUUUCAAGAUAGCCACAAAGGUGUAGCAGCAGUGCAAAAAAAAAAAGGAAAAGUGAAAUGACCUCGUACGACCAUCCGAGAAAUACGAUUUUUGAGAGCGUUCGAGUGGAUGACUGCGAUAAAGAAAGAGAGGAAGGCUUUAUCUGAGGUGGCGUUAAGAAGCGAGCUGCCACUCUCACCAGAGGGGGCUCAGCUUGCCCAGAUCAGGUUACAACCGAUGGAGAGGGCUGGGGGAGGAGGGUGAGGAGAGACCAAAUUUCCUGCAGCUGAGACAAGGAAAGUGGGGGGGAGGAGUAAGAGGAGGAGGGGAGGAUGACCUAUUCUCCCUGAGCUUGCAAAGUUUAGAUCUCAGGAAUAAGGAGGGAUGGGAAGCGAGAG
Messenger RNA from Scomber scombrus (Atlantic mackerel), 5893 nucleotides. It is a transcript of the gene mmp15b, whose product is annotated as matrix metallopeptidase 15b. Gene Ontology annotation, molecular function: metalloendopeptidase activity; zinc ion binding. The record is from RefSeq and is a predicted model, not a curated record. Gene Ontology annotation, biological process: extracellular matrix organization; proteolysis; collagen catabolic process. NCBI's taxonomy places the organism in Eukaryota, Metazoa, Chordata, Actinopteri, Scombriformes, Scombridae. The transcript has 10 exons. The coding region runs from base 754 to 2754 and encodes 666 amino acids. Gene Ontology annotation, cellular component: extracellular matrix.